GUCUGCCUUGCUUACGACUGGAACCGAGCCUAAGAGCACAAACCUGGACCAAGUCUAAGCGCACGAGCAGGGGGGACAUUUUUUUUCGUUGCAUUUCUCAUGCAAGACUUAUAUCAAGUGGAGACUUCUACAUUUACAGGGACGCCACUUUUAUAACCACAGGUACUCUAGCUGAUAAGCUUAACAAUAAGACAUCUUUAACUAUACUACUGUAUAGACUAGAGGCAGAGAAAAACACGGGUUAG
Molecule: messenger RNA, 245 nt
Organism: Dovyalis caffra
Lineage: Eukaryota; Viridiplantae; Streptophyta; Magnoliopsida; Malpighiales; Salicaceae
Source: the annotation of a GenBank genome assembly